Molecule: messenger RNA, 1320 nt
Organism: Rhincodon typus (whale shark)
Lineage: Eukaryota; Metazoa; Chordata; Chondrichthyes; Orectolobiformes; Rhincodontidae
Product: vasopressin V2 receptor-like
Exons: 4
Coding region: 1-1320 (439 amino acids)
Biological process (GO): positive regulation of vasoconstriction; G protein-coupled receptor signaling pathway; regulation of systemic arterial blood pressure by vasopressin
Cellular component (GO): membrane
Molecular function (GO): peptide binding; vasopressin receptor activity
Source: RefSeq, a predicted model, not a curated record
AUGAGGGGCGAACUCAAUGAAAGCUGCACCCAGCGGGAGAGCAGUUCGGCGAAUGGAACUCUCCCCACUGGGAACAGGCCAGUGGCGGCCAAAAUAGCUGUGCUCAGCUUCGUCUUCGUCCUGGCAACUCUGGGCAAUUGUAUCUUCCUCUGCACCCUGUGGCGAAAGCGCAGGAAUAGCAGCCGCACCCGCCUCUUCCUCUUCCACUUGUGCACCGCUGACCUGGUGGUCGCUUUCUUCCAGGUGCUGCCCCAGCUCUUGUGGGAGGUGACCGACCAGUUCAAGGCCCCCAAUGCGGAAUGCAAAGCCGUCAAGUACCUGCAGGUCGUCGGGAUGUUUGCUUCCACCUACCUGCUGGUGGCGAUGACCCUGGAUCGCCACCAAGCCAUUUGCCAGCCCAUGACUGCCAUCACCAAGGCCUCCUGGCAGAGGUACCUAACCGUGGCCAUGGCCUGGAGCUUCUCGCUGCUCUUCAGCCUCCCUCAGGUUUUCAUCUUCUCCAUUGAAGAGGUGCAGCCACGGGUGUCCGAGUGCUGGGCCACCUUUGUCAAACCUUGGGGCCGGAAGACCUACAUCACUUGGACAGCUUUGGUCAUCUUUGUGAUCCCAACGGUCAUCCUGAUCAUCUGCCAAGUCAAAAUAUGCAGAACCAUUUACCUGACUGGGCAAACCAACAGGCUGAAAAGGAUCACAUUGACAGAAGCCAAUGUGCAGGGGGCACAAAAGCGCACUACCAAGCAGAUACCCAGCUCCUUACUAAAAGCACUGAGGAUGACGUUUUUAGUAGUGAUGCUGCACAUUCUUUGUUGGGCACCAUUCUUCAUUGUGCAGCUCUGGUCUGUUUGGGACCCAACUGGAGGACCUAUUGAGGGUACACCAUUUAUCAUCAUAAUGCUCCUCGCAAGCCUCAACAGUUGCACAAACCCAUGGAUCUAUAUGGCCUUCUAUCGUUACACAGGUGUGUCUGCAGAGGUGACAGAGGUGACACCUGACAGAGGUGUUGAAAGGGCUGCUGUACAAGCAAUGGAACCUGGUGAUUCAGAGGAAGUUGUUCAUACUUGGGAAAGAGAAGAAGUAAGUGGGGAGGCCACUGUGGAAGGAAAGUACUCUGUGACUUUAGAGGCAGGAGCUCCAUUAGUUCCAUCAACAUGUGGACAAUGUCAGGACUACUUCAACAUCAAAAGUGCAGAUGAACUUGGAGUUGCAAUUCUCAAGCAGUUAAAUCUUGCCCUGUGUGCAGAUAGCGGCAAGCAUCCAGUCAGUGCCAACUUGCCGGGACUGACCCUUACUCCUUCAGUGCAGGAUGUGCUGAACUCAUAA